Effrenium voratum is the source of this 1872-nucleotide messenger RNA. The record is from the annotation of a GenBank genome assembly. Lineage: Eukaryota; Dinophyceae; Suessiales; Symbiodiniaceae.
AUGCACGACUUCAUCAUGGGAACAGUUGCAGACGUGGCCGCGUGGGAGAAGCAUGGCAACAACUUGCAGUCAGAGAUUGAGCAGGUGGUGGCAGAAGCCUCCUUCAUCUAUGAGAAGCAGUUCAACAUCGCCCUCCGCAUUGGCUACAUGAAGCUCUACACCACGAGCGCCGGGGCGCCCCGCUUUGCCGCCGAGUGCACGGACAAGCAGGGGAAGCUUGACAAUCUUCGGGCAGACACGAGCUCGCACCCUUUCACCGGCGCGCUGCACCUCUUCACGGGCUGCGGCAACGGGUACGGCACCGUGGGCGUGGCCUGGCGAGGCGGCAUGUGCGACAGACGCGGCUACAACCAAGGAGUGAACGAGCUGGUGAGACUCAACAACGCGUGGCUGAUCUUCGCUCACGAGCUCGGCCACAACUUUGGAGGUGCUCACUCCUUUGAGGAGGGUCAGGGCUCCACUGGAGGCAUCAUGGACUACGGGGAUGGCUUGCUGAACGGCGUGUAUCAGUUCAACACGAACUACCGCAGGACCGAAAUGUGUCAGAAGAUGAACCAGGUUGUUGGGAACUGCAAUGGCCAGUUUGAUGCAUCAGACGAGACCCCGACCACUACUGCCAGCGGCGGGACUACCACUUCUGGCAGCGGAGGGACAACUACAGCACCCCCGACGACACAGACCACUACAUUGCCCCCCUACAGGGUGACGACCAUCGGCUGCGAAUGCCAGCAGAACUGGAGGCUGUGGGGCUAUGACACACCCUGCACCACCUACUGCUGCAAUCCAGAUGGAGAUCCCAAUGGUGAUUGGUGCUUUGUGAAAAGCAGCGACUGCCAGGGCCGCAAUUGGGGGUACUGCGAAGCAUUGCCGGAAACAACAGCCACAACCACCACCACCACGACGACAACGACCACUACUACCACUACCACCACUACAACCACUACCACCACUACCACCACUACCACCACUACCACCACUACAACAACGACCACCACCACUACCACAACUACCACAACAACAGCGACCGCAACAACCACUGUAUCCAGCGGCUCCGCGCUGAAGGAUAUGUUCGAGCCUGUGGACGGCGGCGUGAGCCGUGUAUGCCGGGGCGCUUCUCCUGUGGACAAUGAUGCCUCCUACUUCACAGUGGUCUCCGCGGGCACCCUGGAGGCGUGCGCCGGCGCGUGCCUGGAGGCGCCGGGCUGCGUGGGCAUCGAGUUCCACGUCUCCGGGCGCUGCGAGGUGUGGACGCGCCCGGAGGGCAUCCAGGCGACCGCCAGCCUCCAGGACUACCAAUGCCUCCGCUACACCAACGCAGUGGUUCUGACCACACAGAGCCCAGUGCUGUCCAACUUUGAGCCGGUGAAUGGGGGACAGGAUCAAGCGUGCCGUGGCUCCAGCAUCGCUGACAACAGCAACGCCUACUUCACAGUGGCCUCCGCGAGCAGCCUCACGAACUGCGGGGAGCAGUGCAUGGCCCUAGAGGGCUGCCAGGGCAUCGAGUUCCACCCCUCCGGGCGCUGCGAGCUCUGGACGCGGCCGGGAGGCAUCGAAGCCACGAAGCCUUUGGACCAAUACCAAUGCUACCGCUACCUGAGUGCCGCCUUUCCCACCGGCUUCUCUCCGAAGGACGGCGCCGUUGACCGCGCCUGCCGGGGCGGGUCCGCCUCGGACAACAACCCGGGCCACUACACGGCGGUCCAUGGUAUCUCCGCUGCCGAGUGCUUCAGCUCCUGCGCGGACAAGGCGGAUUGCGUGGGGGUGGAGAUCUCCCUGGGCCGCUGCGAGCUCUGGACGCGGGCAGAGGGAAUCCAGGCGACCGCGGCCAUUACCGGCUUUCAGUGCUACACCUAUGCCAGGCCCGUGCCCUAG